AAACACACACACACACACACACACACUGUCGACGUUCUCAUUUCCUUGUUGCUUUGGGUUUUUUUUUUUUUUUUUCUCAGUGUUUCCCGAGAAACAAACAAACAAACCACCAAUCAAGAUGACCACAGACUGCGCAGUCAACACUGAUCGAUUCAAAAACUUCUUCAACCAGCUCGAGACCCGCAAAACCCUCCUCACGACCAUCACUCAGCUCCAUAAAACCCUAACCGACCAUUUCUCAUCCUUAGAACAAUCUCUCUCUCAGAAAUCGAAAACCCUAGACUCCCAAAUCGAAGCCUUCGAUGCCAAUACCAAGCAAACCCUCGAAUCCCUCCAAAAUCGCGAGAAUUCGAUUCCGGAGCGAGAGUCCGCCGCCGCGGCCCGCAUCGAGGAGCAGAAAGAGGCGGCGAUUUCGGAAAUCGAGAAGGCUGAGGGCGGCGGAGGAGAGAGGAGUUUGUCGGAGGUGUUGAGAAUGUGUUGCCGGAGGAUGGAUUCGAAGGGAUUGGUGAGAUUUCUGUUGGCGAAGAGGAAGGAGUCGGUGGCGCUGAGGGCGGAGAUCGCGGCGGCGGUGGAGGAAUCGGUGGACGCGAUGAGGCUGGUGCUGGAUACGGUGGAGGAGUUUGUGGAGAUGAAGGUGGAGGGGAAGGUUGGGAUGGCGGACAGGAGGUGGGCUUGUGGGAUGUUGAUUCAGGUGGCGGUGCCGUUGGUGGAGCCGGGCGGUGGCGGAAAUGGUGGUGUGGCGAGCAGCGUGAGGGAGAAGGCGGCGGUUGUUUUGAAGAAGUGGAGGGGAGUGAUGGGCGGCGGAGAGAGCGGGGUUGGGGCAGGGGAGGCCACCAUGUUUUUGCAGAUGGUGGUUGGGUUUGGGUUGAAGGAGAAGUUUGAGGAGGAGUAUUUGAGGAAAUUGGUUGUGGAAUUUGCGGCGAGGAGGGACAUGGCUAAGCUUGCAGUGGCUUUGGGUUUUGGGGACAAAAUGAAAGAUAUAAUUGAUGAGUUGGUGAAGAAUGGGAAGGAGAUUGAGGCUAUUUAUUUUGUGUCCGAGUCUGGCUUAACAGAGCAGUUUCCUCCACUUGCGCUACUAAGGACAUGUCUCAGAAAUUGCAGGAAAAAUGCCAAUAACAUAUCAAAGAAAGGAAACUUUGGCAUGGCUGCAGUGGAAGAGGCCAACAACUUGGAGUUGAAUGCCACCAAAGCUAUCAUAAAAUGUGUGGAAGACCACAAGCUUGAAUCACAGUUCGGCAUUGACAGCCUAAGGAAGCGAGUUACGCAGCUGGAGAAGAUCAAGGCAGAAAAGAAGAAGAGUGCGACAUCCACAAGCAAGCCCUCUAACAAGCGGGGCCAUGGAGGUGGCGGUGGCAGCAGCAGGGGUGGUGGUGGUCCACCGUCUCACCGGCCACCCAAGGCGGGGAGAUUUUCUAAUGCCUCCCCAUCUUUCCGACCCAGGAACCCCCCUCCCCAGCCACAUCACACCGCAGCAGCUGGCAGAUUUUCCUCACCAUACAACUAUGCCGCCAGCCACAGCGUGUAUGAGGGUGGUCCUGGCACAGCAGCCUCGUAUGGACCGGGAUAUGGUGGGGCUCUCACUCAAAGCCCUGCUGCUGCCCUUCCUCAACAGUACCCAUUUGCUACUCAAGACAUCGGAGCUACUGGGGCUCGGGCAGGUGGAUCAUAUGGAUUGCAGGGACCGUAUGCAGGACAGACGAAUUAUGGCGGUACGUAUGAUUAUAGUGCUGCAGCUGGACCUGCAUACCCACCAUACCCCCAAUAGUGUGUGGUAGGGAUGAGGAUAAUUUAUAUAUUCUCUGCUCAGGUUUUUAGUUUUACUAUUUCAAGAACUCGAGGCUGAGAAUCAUAGCUAUUUCCUUUUCUUUCUUUCUUUCUUUUUUUUUCUUUUUUUUUUUUUUGGUAGAAAUAAUGACAUUAACCACCGUCAUAUAGAUGGUGUUUCUCUAACAUCAGAUGUUUUGUGAUCUUAUGAAAUGCUGUUACUGGAUAUCUGCUAUUGCUUCACUGGGUUUUGAAUUGUUGGCCUUUAUGUAUAAAUUGCAUUGCUUUA
Messenger RNA from Camellia sinensis, 2053 nucleotides. Its product is annotated as FRIGIDA-like protein 4a. The record is from RefSeq and is a predicted model, not a curated record. Lineage: Eukaryota; Viridiplantae; Streptophyta; Magnoliopsida; Ericales; Theaceae.